Capronia coronata CBS 617.96 is the source of this 1197-nucleotide messenger RNA. RefSeq names its product diphosphomevalonate decarboxylase. Gene Ontology annotation, cellular component: cytosol. Gene Ontology annotation, molecular function: diphosphomevalonate decarboxylase activity; ATP binding. Lineage: Eukaryota; Fungi; Ascomycota; Eurotiomycetes; Chaetothyriales; Herpotrichiellaceae. The transcript has 2 exons. Gene Ontology annotation, biological process: isoprenoid biosynthetic process; isopentenyl diphosphate biosynthetic process, mevalonate pathway. The record is from RefSeq and is a predicted model, not a curated record. Bases 1 to 1197 code for a protein of 398 amino acids.
AUGUCUGGCUCCUCCCAAGUGUACCGUGCAAGCACGACUGCUCCAGUCAACAUUGCGGUGAUCAAGUACUGGGGUAAAAGAGAUACAGCUCUUAAUUUGCCCACCAAUUCCUCACUGUCGGUCACGUUGUCGCAGAAAUCCUUACGGACACAUACGACAGCAUCAUGUUCGGAAUCCUUCAGUGGUCCUGACUCUCUUAUUCUCAACAACGAGCCCGAAGACAUUCAGUCCUCCAAACGAACGCAAGCAUGUCUGAAACACCUCCGGUCACUACGGGAACAACUAGAAGCAAAAGAUGCAUCUCUGCCUAAAUUGUCCAAGUUGACUCUACGCAUUGUCUCGUCCAACAACUUCCCUACAGCCGCCGGUCUCGCUUCUUCGGCAGCAGGGUUCGCAGCGCUAGUCAGAGCGAUUGCUGACCUUUACGAAUUGCCUCAAACACCGCAAGAGCUAUCUUUGAUCGCAAGGCAGGGGUCCGGGUCAGCAUGCAGAAGUCUAAUGGGUGGCUAUGUUGCUUGGCGAGCAGGAACCAAAGAAGAUGGCAGUGACAGCAUUGCCGAGGAGGUGGCGCCAAUGUCGCAUUGGCCUGAAAUGAGAGCGUUGAUACUGGUGGUCAGCGCGGAGAAAAAGGGAGUGCCUUCGACGGCGGGGAUGCAGACCACGGUCGAAACGUCGACUUUGGCACCAGCACGAUUCAAUGAGAUUGUCCCCAAAAGGAUGGCGGAGAUCGAGAAGGCCAUCCAGGAAAAGGACUUUGAGACUUUCGCCCGCAUCACCAUGCAAGACUCGAAUUCGUUCCACGCGAUCUGUCUGGACUCGUGGCCGCCAAUCCACUACUUGAACGAUGUCUCUCGGGCAGCCAUGAGUGCCGUGGAGACGGCGAAUCGAAAGGCAGGCAAGUUGAUUUGCGCGUAUACAUUCGAUGCCGGCCCAAAUGCGGUCAUUUACUAUCUGGCAGAACACACACAUGAAGUCGCUGGGGUGUUCAGAAGUGUUCUACCGAGGUUACCGGGCUGGGAAGGGGAAUUCGCAGAACAGAUUCGACCUAAUGAGUACGGCAGCUUGGAUUCGAAGGCGCUGAUGACUCUGAAAGCGGGCAUCAGUCGUGUCAUCUGUACAGGCGUCGGUGGAGGCCCGGAGAAGAUUGAAAAGCACCUGGUUGAUGAGAGUGGGAAAGUGGUACGCGUUGAGGGAUGA